Messenger RNA from Trifolium pratense (red clover), 1265 nucleotides. Its product is annotated as diphthine methyltransferase-like. Gene Ontology annotation, molecular function: protein binding. NCBI's taxonomy places the organism in Eukaryota, Viridiplantae, Streptophyta, Magnoliopsida, Fabales, Fabaceae. The record is from RefSeq and is a predicted model, not a curated record.
AUGUCUGGUUAUUAUCCUUGUGAACAUGUUAAGAAUUUGUUGGUUGUAUUGCAUGUGUUUUGUUAUCAGAGAGAUUCAAUUGUGAGAGAUGCAAAGCCCCCAAAUUCUGAAGUUAUAUAUGAGAAACAGAAGGUACAACCAUAUCGUCAAAGGAUAUCAAAAUGGUUGGGACAAGUGUCUGAGAGAUUGGAGGCACUCAAUAGACGAGCAGGUAGCUUAGUUGCCAAUCAGUCGGUGAUUCUUAAAACAUAUGGUGUUGUUACCAUAGUACUUAAAUAUUUACUGUCUCGUUCGUUUCAUUCAUUAUGGCUAGAGAUUUUGUCAUCAAUCAGUAAACCAGUAGUAACCCCAUCAUCCAAGUCUUGCUCUGUCUCUGAAUGCAUUAAUGAUGAAGAUGCUGCAGAAGAUUUAACAUCAAAUGGUGCAAAUAGGCUAUGGAAUAUGGAUAGGACUUACCUAAAAGAGAUUACAAGUGAGAAAAUCAGUGACUCAAUGUGCUUAUUCCUCAAAAUCAGUACUUAUCCUUCAGCCACAUCAACCACUGUAGGGCUUUCUGAUGACUCUGUGUCUAUUGUUUCUCUUCGUGAAUCCAAGCUGGAAGUACAAGAGUGGAAGGCACAUAAUUUUGAACUUUGGACAACCUCUUUUGAUAUCCACCAGCUAAAUUUGGUAUAUAAUGGCUCUGAUGAUUGUAGGUUUUGUUGUUGGGAUUUGAGGGAUAGUCCUUCCAAUCUUGUAUUUAAGAACUCUAAAGUCCACACAAUGGGUGUUACUUGCAUUGAAAAGAAUCCUCAUGACCCAAAUCGCUUAUUAACCGGAAGCUAUGAUGAGUUCUUGAGGGUGUGGGAUUUAAGAUCAAUCUCAAAACCUAUUAAUGAGACUUCAAUUAGCUUAGGUGGAGGAGUUUGGAGGGUGAAGCACCAUCCCUUCAUUCAAGGCCUUGUUUUCUCUGCAUGUAUGCACAACGGUUUCGUGAUUGUUGCUAUUAAAGAUGACAAAGCUGAAGUGUUGGAAACGUACAAGAAGCAUGAUUCCCUUGCAUAUGGAGCAGACUGGCAGAAAGUAGAAGCAAAUCAUGUUUAACUUUGAGCCCUCAGUUUUGAAAUGUAUCAAUAAAUAUUUAUUUAUUCCACCAUGGUUGCAUUAAACAUAAGAAUAUGACGCUAUUUUUUUGCAACUAUAUAGUAUUUCAAACUCACUCAUUCAUUGGUUGUGUACCCUCUGUGCAACUAUUGACAGAUUGAGCUUAGCAUACUUGAUUCGAU